This is a messenger RNA of Selaginella moellendorffii, 1333 nucleotides long. RefSeq lists its product as uncharacterized. Gene Ontology annotation, cellular component: Golgi apparatus. The transcript has 10 exons. The coding region runs from base 192 to 1181 and encodes 329 amino acids. NCBI's taxonomy places the organism in Eukaryota, Viridiplantae, Streptophyta, Lycopodiopsida, Selaginellales, Selaginellaceae. The record is from RefSeq and is a predicted model, not a curated record. Gene Ontology annotation, molecular function: GDP-fucose transmembrane transporter activity; antiporter activity.
GUUUGCUCUUGUGAAGAUCAAGCACAUCAACGCAAGAGAAAAGGCAAAACACCGAAAACUUCGGAAGUUACUUCUUUUGGGCGGGAACGCGCAACUCUCUUCUCGGUCAGCGUUUCACCGAGAUCAACGUUCAAUUCAAACAGGAAUUAGGGUUCCUGGGAGAGUGGUCAAUGCUGUAGAGGAGAGGAAGAAUGGCGGGCGAUGGCGUAGACGACAUGGGCGCCAGGGGGAUGGGGCGGCGGGGCAUCCUCGCCGCUCUCUCCUACAUGGCUUGCGCAGUUUUGCUCGUCAUGUUUAACAAGGCUGCGCUCUCAACUUACAGCUUUCCCUGUGCUAACGUGAUCACACUUCUUCAGAUCAUCUGCUCGAUCUGCCUACUUUACACUCUGCGAUACUGGAACUGGAUCACGUUUGAGAAUGAGCCACUGGAAAUUAUUCUCGGGAAGGAAGGGUCGACCAGCAAGAGGCUUUUGGUUCCCAUGAGAACUUUCAAGCGGACUCUACCACUGUCAUUCUCGUAUCUAAUGUACAUGGUGAUUGGAAUGGCGUCACUCAGAGGAGUGAGCGUGCCAAUGUACACAACGCUCCGGCGAACGACAGUCUUGUUCACAAUGGCAAUGGAGUACGCCAUCAUGGGACAGAGGCAUUCGAGAGAAGUGAUUUGCAGCGUGGGAGUUAUAGUCUUUGGAGCGUUUCUAGCUGGAGCCAGAGACUUCUCCUUUGAUACCGCCGGCUAUUCUUUGGUUGUCAUCUCCAACGUAACAACGGCAAUCUACCUAGCGGUGAUUGCUCGCCUCGGGAAGGUCACAGGACUAAACAGCUUUGGCCUCAUGUGGUGUAAUAGCUUAGUUUGUUUACCAAUACUGCUAGUCUGGACAUGGCUGACGGGAGAGCUUCACUCAGCAACAGAUUUUCCAGCUUUAUACGAGCACGGAUUCCAGGCUGUGCUAGUUUUAUCAUGUAUUCUAGCCUUCAUUUUUAACUACACAAUUUUCCUCAACACGUCUCUAAACUCGCCAUUGACGCAAACAAUGUGCGGAAACAUCAAGGACCUCGGCACUAUUUUUCUGGGAUGGCUGCUUUUUGGAGGCCUGCCGUUUGACUGGCUAAACGUUUUGGGCCAAGCUCUGGGAUUUUUGGGUUCUGGAUUCUACGCUUACUGCAAGCUGCAUGGAAAGUAAGCAAGGCAAGAAGAUCUUUCUUUCUUCGUUGUGUAUACAGGCGAGAUUCAGAGUUUCGCAAUGGGGGACAAAGAAGCCCUUUUGUGAGAGCGUUUGACAAUCGACUUUACAUUAUAUAGAGUCUGACACAAAUCCAAGCUCCAAUUUUUUUU